This is a messenger RNA of Gossypium raimondii (Peruvian cotton), 2059 nucleotides long. RefSeq names its product protein NRT1/ PTR FAMILY 6.3. Gene Ontology annotation, biological process: oligopeptide transport; transmembrane transport; response to nitrate. NCBI's taxonomy places the organism in Eukaryota, Viridiplantae, Streptophyta, Magnoliopsida, Malvales, Malvaceae. Gene Ontology annotation, cellular component: membrane. The transcript is spliced from 5 exons. Bases 76 to 1836 code for a protein of 586 amino acids. The record is from RefSeq and is a predicted model, not a curated record. Gene Ontology annotation, molecular function: nitrate transmembrane transporter activity.
CCCAUCACUACUCCUUUUUAUCAAAUUCAAAGCUAGCUAGUUUUCUGUAACCCUUGUCUCACCUUGUAUCGAGCAAUGUCACUCCCCAUAACACAAGGGAAAAUCCUCCCUGAUGCCUGGGACUACAGGGGCAAGCCGAUCGAGCGGUCCAAGUCCGGCGGCUGGACCAGUGCAGCUAUGAUUCUAGGUGGCGAGGCAUGUGAGAGGCUAACAACGUUAGGUAUCGCUGUUAAUCUAGUGACGUAUUUGACUGAGACCAUGCAUUUGGGGAAUGCUACCGCAGCCAACACAGUGACCAACUUCCUCGGCACCUCUUUCAUGCUAUGUCUGUUGGGUGGCUUCAUUGCGGACACUUUUCUUGGCAGAUAUCUCACCAUCGCAAUCUUCGCCACAAUUCAGGCAACUGGAGUCACCAUAUUGACCAUUUCAACAAUAAUCCCAAGCUUAAGGCCUCCUAAAUGUAACAGGGACAGCGCAACAACUUGCACCCCAGCAAGCGGCAUACAACUCAUUAUUCUCUACCUAGCUCUCUACCUGACAGCCCUUGGAACCGGGGGACUCAAAUCAAGCGUCUCAGGGUUCGGGUCAGACCAGUUCGACGAGUCGGACCCUGAGGAGAAAUCACAGAUGACAAACUUCUUCAACUGGUUCUUUUUCUUCAUAAAUAUAGGCUCACUUGGUUCAGUCACCGUGCUGGUGUACAUCCAAGACAAUCUAGGACGUGAAUGGGGCUACGGUAUCUGUGCUUGUGCAAUCGUGAUAGGGUUAGUGGUGUUUCUAUCGGGUACCAAGCGCUACCGUUUCAAGAAAUUGGUGGGGAGCCCAUUGACCCAAAUUGCCGCAGUGUUUGUAGCUGCGUAUAAGAAGAGGCAUUUGGAGUUGCCAUCUAAUUCAUUGAUGCUUUUCGAAAUUGAUGAUGCAGCUGAGGGAAUGAAUAACAAGAAGAAGAAGCAAAAGUUGCCUCACAGCAAGCAGUUCCGUUUCUUGGACAGGGCAGCGAUUAGGGACCCAUCUGUGCCUGAGGCCAACAAGUGGAACUUAGCUACUUUAACAGAUGUUGAAGAAGUGAAAUUGGUGGUAAGGAUGUUACCUAUUUGGGCAACCACUAUCAUAUUUUGGACUGUCUAUGCCCAAAUGACAACCUUUUCCGUGUCUCAAGCUACGACCAUGGACCGUCACAUUGGCACAUUCCAGAUCCCUCCAGCCUCACUCACGGUUUUUUUCGUCGGCAGCAUUCUUUUGACUGUCCCAAUUUAUGACAGAAUCAUUGCUCCGAUUGCAAGGAAAGUGCUUAAAAACCCACAAGGGUUAACUCCUUUGCAGAGGAUCGGGGUGGGUUUAGUAUUAUCCAUUAUAACAAUGAUAGCUGCUGCACUGACGGAAAUCAAGCGAUUGAGGUCCGCAAGCUCACAUGGACUUACAAAUGACCCAUCAGCUCAAAUCCCAAUGAGCGUGUUCUGGCUGAUCCCCCAGUUUUUGCUGGUGGGGGCUGGGGAGGCCUUUACAUACAUAGGGCAGCUCGAUUUUUUCUUGAGGGAAUGCCCGAAAGGGAUGAAAACAAUGAGCACGGGUUUGUUUUUGAGUACCCUUUCAUUAGGGUUUUUCGUUAGUUCUGUGCUGGUUACUAUAGUUCACAAGGUGACUGGAACCAAGCAUCUAUGGUUGCCAGACAAUCUGAACCAAGGGAGGCUUUAUGACUUCUACUGGCUUUUGGCAAUCCUGAGUUGUUUGAACUUGGUAAUUUUCUUGGUGUUUGCUAAGUGGUAUGUGUACAAAGACAAGAGACUUGCGGAUGAAGGGAUUGAAUUAGAAGAAGCAGAAGCUACAUUCCAUUAAUAUGGAUAUUGAUAAUAAUGUUUCUCUGGAGUUGGAGUGAACAAGUCACUUUCAUUAAGAUUUUGUGUUUGUAACUUUGUAAUAUAUAUAUAUAUAUAUAUAAGUCCUUCGGUUGACUUCAAAAUAAGGUUGAAGCCCUCUUUACAUGUACAUAUUGAAUAUGGUAAAGAAACAAGUAUAAUUUCAAGCAAAGAAAGUUAAGUUCUUUGCUUUUGCUUCAAAA